ACACACACAUACACACACUAAGAGAGGCCAUGCAUGUGGCUCCUUUUAUCAACUUUUAAUCUCAGAUUUAUUUCUCAUAAUUUGUUCUUGUGAUCAAAUAUUUGGAAGAAAACUUCUUUGCAACUCGUUUUGUUAAAUUAAAUAUUUGUGUGUUUGUAACGUUUUUUCAUUUUAAUUAAUCUGACAGAUUUUCCGUCAGUAAAUCCAACAAUCGUCUGUGAAACGUUACAUUAGAUUAAACCUUGUUGUCUCCUCUCACCAGUAAAGUGCAGGGAUACUGCUGUACACAGAGAUGGAAAUAUGAUUAUGUUGUAUACAGUAUUAACAGAGACAUGUCGAGCUCGUGCAGCAGUGGCAGGUAUUUAAUUAAAGUUAAUUGAAAGGAAAAAAGAGUUUUAUACAACAUUUUUGCCUCUUUAACAGAUGAUAAAAAUCUGAGUUUAAACUAAAUAUAGCCACUGAAAUAUUCAUAUUUAUAUAUUUGUAUAUUUUUUGUGUUUUUUUUUAGUGUGUCUGAGUUAUCUGACAAACUUGUGGGAUGUUUCUGUUGUAACUGAACGCGUCACAAACUUAAUCUGAUCUAACUUAAUCCCUGUUUUGAUGUUUCUUUGCAUGCACAGGGUAGUUAAUCAGAAUCAAAGGUUGAUUCAGUUUGAAGACAGUUUGUUCUCUGCAGAAACGUUUCCUUCCCGUGCUCAUCGUGUCUCUGUCGUCUGUUAAAACAGGUUUCUAUGGCUUCAAACAGUCUGUUCAGCUCCACCAGCCCCAUGCUGUACUGGGAUCCUGUGGUGAAGCGUCGGCCAACGCCAUCAUCCACCAACCGCCAACUGGACGACCAGGAGGUGAGGUCCCCGCAGCAGCGCAGCACAGCGCCACCUAGAGGCCUGGUACAGACCGACAGCCCGAACUUCCUCUGCAGCAGCCUGCCGCAGCACUGGAGGUGUAACAAGACCCUGCCGAGAGCCUUCACCGUGGUUGCCCUGGGCAACGACGUGCCAGAUGGCGUGGUCGUCACAGUGAUGGCCGGCAAUGAAGACAACAGCAGCGCCGAGCUACGCAACGCCACAGCGACCAUGAAGCAAGGCUACGCCCACUUUAAUGACCUCCGCUUCAUAGGUCGCAGCGGGAGAGGCAAGAGUUUCACACUUUCCAUCAACGUGCUGACGUCGCCCCCUCAGAUCGCCACCUUACACAGAGCCAUCAAAGUGACCGUGGACGGACAACGGCUGCCGAGACGACAGAGGCAGAAGGAGGUGAAGUCAGGAGUGUUCAGGUCAUCCAACAGCAGCGCUGCAUCACCAGACUGCAGAUCCUUCUCCUCCUCUCUGUGGACCAAUGAGCCGUCCUUCCUGGGCCAUGUGACCUCUCUGUCUUCCUCCUUCACUCCAAAUCCCAGAAUGCACCACCUGCCCGCCCUCUCCUACUCCUCCCAGCCGACACCGUACAGCUCCUACCUGUCCUCUCCUCCUCCUCCUUCUGCUCCUCCUCCUCCUCCUCAUCCUCCUCCUCCCCCUCCACUGAGCCACAGUGGUCCGUUCCAGUCGGGCAGCUUCUACUACGGACCGAACCAACCACACCAACCCGCGGGGGAGGACCGCAACGUCACAACGCUGAGCAAUUAUAUUGAAGGGGCGUGUCUCUCUUUAAGAGGGGAGGAGCCUGUCUGGAGGCCAUACUGAUGAUUCAAUUAAAUAAAAUAGUUGACGAGUUUGGUGAAUUUUGACU
Messenger RNA from Larimichthys crocea (large yellow croaker), 1725 nucleotides. RefSeq names its product RUNX family transcription factor 2a (gene runx2a). NCBI's taxonomy places the organism in Eukaryota, Metazoa, Chordata, Actinopteri, Sciaenidae. Gene Ontology annotation, biological process: regulation of transcription by RNA polymerase II; chondrocyte differentiation; neuron differentiation. The coding region runs from base 732 to 1679 and encodes 315 amino acids. Gene Ontology annotation, cellular component: nucleus. Gene Ontology annotation, molecular function: RNA polymerase II cis-regulatory region sequence-specific DNA binding; DNA-binding transcription factor activity, RNA polymerase II-specific; ATP binding. The transcript has 6 exons. The record is from RefSeq and is a predicted model, not a curated record.